Messenger RNA from Penicillium antarcticum, 3363 nucleotides. RefSeq names its product DNA-dependent ATPase RAD26. Gene Ontology annotation, cellular component: nucleus. NCBI's taxonomy places the organism in Eukaryota, Fungi, Ascomycota, Eurotiomycetes, Eurotiales, Aspergillaceae. The coding region runs from base 1 to 3363 and encodes 1120 amino acids. Gene Ontology annotation, biological process: transcription-coupled nucleotide-excision repair. The transcript has 3 exons. Gene Ontology annotation, molecular function: ATP-dependent chromatin remodeler activity; ATP binding. The record is from RefSeq and is a predicted model, not a curated record.
AUGUCUUCUCACGAGGAGGCGAGUCGCCUCCGGGCCCUCCAGGCCGAUGUUCGCAACCAAGAUGACCUCGAGAGAGACAUCACUCGGCAGGCGGAUAAGGCUCUUGCCGAAAAGGCGGAGGAGAAUGACAUUAAGCGACUCGAAAAAGUCCUGGUGGAGAGAGAACGUAUCGACAGUCAGGUCCGCCGAGCGCACCAGCGCCUUACCCAGUCCGUCGGGACCGCCACCCGCCAUCGUGUUGAAAAUGAGUUGAAGGGAUUGGAAGUGCGCAAGGCCGGUCUGAUCAAAGACUUAAAGGAGAUUCAACAACGAAUUGAUGAGAGGCGCCAGUCGCAAGAGAAUGCGACAGACGCCCAUGGAUCUGGGAGGCUACCGAACGAGUCGCGCCGUGACUACCUCCUGCGUACCGGAAAGAUUACUCCCUUUGCGUUGAUGAACGCGGGAUCCAGAGAUGGACCGCUUGCGAACCUCGAGGAUGCACUUGUCGAUACAGAGGAUCAAUAUAAUGAGGAACAGGAGCGUGAACAGGCCAAGCAUGAGCCGGCUGCAUCCCAUCGUGAUCUUGCACGCCCUGAUUUCGACUUUGAAGAGAGCAGCACCAAACGCAGAAAGGUCGCUCGGACCAGUCCCCCAGGAGCAGACUCUUCUGCAAGCUAUGUCACCUCGGAAGGUGCCGAUGAUGCAUCAGAAGAUGAAGAGUUCAUGCCUGAUACUCUGCCCGAAGCCAAGCCAAGCCGUAAGCGCAAACCAGCCAAAGGCAAGAGUGAGCUCGAAGAUCUGAGUGGAAUGGAUGAUGGCGAUGAGAAAAUCUACCGGGCUCGAGUCCAGGAAUGGAUCAGUCGGCGUAGCUCCGCUCGACGGGAAGCCACAACUCACUCCAUCGAGAAUGAGCUGGACGAGGAAGAUGAAUGGCUCAAGCCGCAUCCCACUGAACCAGCCAUGGAGCUUGACAACGGCCUGCGCGUGCCUGGAGAUAUCAGUCGUUACCUGUUCCCCUACCAGAAGACUGGUGUUCAGUGGCUAUGGGAGUUGCACCAGCAAACCGUGGGUGGUAUCAUCGGCGACGAAAUGGGAUUGGGAAAAACCAUCCAGGCGAUUGCCUACCUUGCAUCACUGCACCAUAGCAAAAAGUUCACAAAGCCGGCUAUCAUUGUUUGCCCUGCAACGCUUAUGAAGCAAUGGGUCAAUGAAUUUCAUCGCUGGUGGCCAGCUUUCCGGGUUUCCAUCUUACACUCAUCAGGAAGCGGCAUGAUGAACCUUGGAAAAGAAAGCAGUCGAGAGAGUGCACUCACAUCCGAAAUGAUGGGAAGUCGCAGCUCGGGCCGUCUAUCUGCUGGCCAAAAGGCAGCCAAGAAGAUCAUCGAGCGAGUCACCCAAGAAGGCCACGUCUUGGUGACUACAUACUCAGGCCUGCAGUCGUAUGCGGAUGCUCUUGUUGAUGUGGAAUGGGGAUGUGCCAUUCUUGAUGAAGGGCACAAAAUUCGCAACCCGGAUGCCGGCAUUACCUUCAGCUGCAAGGAACUGCGUACUCCCCAUCGUAUUAUUCUCUCCGGAACACCCAUGCAGAACAGUCUGGUAGACUUGUGGUCCCUGUUUGACUUUGUUUUCCCAAUGCGCCUGGGCAACCUCGUUACCUUCAAGAACCAGUUUGAGAAUCCCAUCCGCCAAGGAGGAUAUGCUUCUGCAUCUAAUCUUCAAGUGCAGACUGCUGCAAAAUGUGCAGAGACCCUGAAGGACGCAAUCAGCCCGUACUUGCUACAGCGCUUCAAGGCUGAUGUAACAUCUGAUCUACCACAGAAAAGCGAGCAGGUCAUCUUUUGCAAAUUGACCGCUCUUCAACGAACCAUUUACAAAAGGUUCCUUGGCUCGGAUGAUAUGAGAUCCAUCUGCACCGGCAAGCGAAACUCACUCUUCGGCAUUGACAUCCUACGCAAGAUCUGCAACCAUCCCGACCUUGCAGACCACGAAUUGCGGUCUCGCGAGGCGGACUAUGGUAAUUUGGAGCAGUCUGGCAAGAUGCUAGUCCUAAAGGGAUUGCUCGAGGUCUGGCGAGAUACCGGCCACAAAACGCUACUAUUCACCCAGGGUCGUCUGAUGCUGGACAUCAUCGAGAAAUUCCUCAAUAGUCUGGGUGGUUUCCAAUACCGCCGAAUGGAUGGCACUACACCGAUCAAGGAGCGCCAGUCCCUGGUUGACACAUUCAAUCAGGAUCCCGACAUCCACGUCUUCUUGCUCACCACUCGUGUGGGUGGGAUCGGAGUGAACCUGACAGGUGCUGACCGUGUCAUUAUCUUUGAUCCCGACUGGAACCCAUCGACCGAUCUGCAAGCGCGCGAGCGUGCAUGGCGUCUGGGCCAGAAGCGUGAUGUCACGAUCUUCCGCUUGAUGACCAAAGGCACGAUCGAAGAAAAGAUCUAUCACCGCCAAAUCUUCAAGCAAUUCUUGACUAACAAGAUCACUCGUGAUCCUCACCAGCGGGAAGGCUUCCAGCUGAGUGAUCUGUAUGACCUGUUCUCCCUUACAGAUGAGGAUGACAAGGAAUUAGAGACAACCCAGCUCUUUAAAAAUGCAGAAGUUACAUAUCAGGAAGAGACCGAAGACCCCGGCGGCAAGAAGAAGCGAGGACGCAAGAGUGAGCCCGUUAUGAAGACCGAAGAUGAGGAUCUCAAAGUGGACGGAGUUGCCAAGAUCGAAGAAUUCAAAGAUACCGUUGAAGAAGAAAAAAAUUCCAAAUCCUCCGAAGACCGCAUCAUGCAUGGUAUCUUCGCCCGCUCCGGCGUCCAUUCCGCCCUGGAACACGACCAAAUCGUCAACGGCCGUCGUGUCAUCCGCGCUGACCCUAAGAUGAUCGAAGCCGAAGCCCGCCGAGUAGCCAACGAAGCAGCUGCAGGCCUCCGCCAAGCCGAACAAGAAGCCCGCAACAUCCCAAUCGGCCUCCCGACCUGGACUGGUCAGUUUGGAAUCGCUGGUCGCUCCGAUUCCUCAGCCGGUGGUAGCUCUGCUCGGUCUAACCGUGAUGGUCCUUCAUCUGCCAGUCUGCUGGCCAACCUGAACCCAGCUGCGGCGUCACGAACGACUGGUAAUGGCAAUGGCGCUCGCGCUGGUCCCUCUUCUGCCCGGAUGCCCCGUGGCAAGGAUUUCCUCCCAAUGAUUCGGGAUUACCUUGCUUCUCGUCGUGGUCCGACAUUCUCUCACACCAUUGUUGAGCAUUUCAAUCAUUAUUGUCACACCCCAGAGCGUGUGGCCGAGUUCCAGGAAUCGCUGAAGACGGUCGCGACGCUUGAUCGUGUGGGUGGUCGAGGUCGGUGGAAUCUGAAGCCUGAAUUUACUCGCAAUGCUGGCAACCAGAGUCAGAGACGCUAA